AUCUUUGAGGAUGAAAGCAUGAAACUACGACAGCUGAAACUAGAGAAUCAGAGAGCUCUUCUAGAGAAGAAACAGAGAAAGAAACGUCUUGAUCCCUUGAUGGUACAGCCAAAUCCUGAGGCAAAGCUGCGUAGGUCAAAGCCCAAAGGGUGUGAGGAGCAGACUCCUUUAGUAGAAACUCCUACCCCUUUACACAGUGAUGUUAUGUUACAUGGCAUUGAUGGACCAGCUGCUUUCCUGAAAUCAGAGGUGCAAGAUUUAGGGACCAAGCUCCAAACUCUUUCUGCUGGAUCUUCCAAAACGGAAGACAAAGCAGACCAGGAAAAUGAUGGAGAGGCUCUACCAGACACAGCAGGCAAGCCAGAUCUGCAAGAAAUCUUACAGAAACGAGGAAUUUCAGACAGCUUGAAUUUUGAUGAGGAAGACACAGAAGAGGAAGAAGCCAGUAAGAGACCAGAAUCUCAUUCACCAUGUCCCGACUCUGAGAGGCCUAGUUCUGCAGCCGGUGAAAAAUCUUUUGCAGAAACAGGUGCUUCCUGUAAUCCAUCCCCUCAGGCAGAGGCACAGCUGGGAGAAGUAGAGAACUUGGAGGAUUUUGCGCUACGCCCUGCACCCCGUGGUAUUACAGUCAAGUGUCGUAUCACUAGAGACAAGAAGGGAAUGGACCGGGGACUCUUCCCUACUUAUUACAUGCAUCUGGAAAGGGAUGACAACAGAAAGACGUUCCUUCUUGCAGGGAGAAAACGAAAAAAGAGCAAAACAUCCAAUUACCUCAUAUCAGUGGACCCAACUGAUUUAUCCCGGGAAGGGGAAAGUUUCAUUGGAAAACUCAGGUGA
This is a messenger RNA of Antrostomus carolinensis (chuck-will's-widow), 837 nucleotides long. Its product is annotated as tubby-related protein 3. Gene Ontology annotation, cellular component: cilium. The transcript is spliced from 6 exons. The record is from RefSeq and is a predicted model, not a curated record. NCBI's taxonomy places the organism in Eukaryota, Metazoa, Chordata, Aves, Caprimulgiformes, Caprimulgidae. Gene Ontology annotation, biological process: protein localization to cilium. Bases 19 to 837 code for a protein of 272 amino acids.